AUGCCCGACAAGCCGCUGACCGUCGCGACCUACGCCGCCGGCGCCUCUCUCGCCGCCAUCACCCUCAUCUACGUCUUCGGCCCGACCUAUCUCAUCGACAGCGAGUCCAACUCGGCAUCCACUCGCAAAAAGGGCGUCGUUGGCCUCGCCAACCCAGCCAACGACUGCUUCAUCAACUCCGUCCUCCAGGCCCUCGCCGGGCUCACCGACCUCCGCGUCUACCUCAUCCGCGAGACUCACCGCAGAAACAUUGACGAGCCAUGGGUAUACGAGCAGCUCGUGCCCGACCCCAACCGCAAAAACACACCCGACUGGAAGAUCGAGGGCCUGCAGUCUGGACUGGUCACCAAAGGCCUCAAGGAGAUCAUUGACGCCCUCAACGAACGGCCCAUCUACAAGAAGACAAUAUCGGCGCUCGGCUUCGUGCGCGUUCUCGAGACCGCCUUCCGCCAGCGCAUCAGCCGCCAGCAGCAGGACGCCCAAGAGUUCCUUCAAGUAGUAGCCGAGCGACUAUGCGACGAGUAUCACGCUGGCCAACGAGCAAGGCGUGCUGCCAAAGCGAAAGGCGGCUUGCCAAGUACUGCCAACGGCACAGCUGUCCCCGUGGAUAGUGCGGCUGUCGAGCAGCGGCUGGCUGGGUUGGGCUUGCAAGAUGUUGCGCAGGAUCGGUCCGAGUCUGACGAGCUAAGGGAGGCUGAUACCCCACGACAGCUGGGUCAAGAGACGGGUAGCCACGGUGGGGAUGAAGAGGAAGAGGAGGGAUUCCCCAUGGAGGGGAAAUAUGAGAGCCAGAUCGAGUGCCAAAAGUGCGGCUUCAAGCCACGGCCGACACAGAGCACAUUCUGCACAUUGACACUUAAUGUGCCACAAGUCAACUCGGCGACACUCAACUCUUGCAUCGACGGCUUUUUCAAGACGGAGUAUGUCGACGAUUUCAAGUGUGAGAAGUGCCGCCUGGUGCAUGCCAAGGAGCUGUUCGAGGCCGAACUGGCACGCUCCACCGACGAAGGGUUUAUCAAGACGACGCGCGAGUCGAUUACCAAGCUGCAGCAUGCCAUCGAGAUCGACCCGGAGAUGCCGCUUGACGUGGAGCUUCCCGACACCCGUUAUGCGCCAAAGUGCAGAAUCGCGCGGCAUAUGCAAUUGACGAGGUUUCCAAAGGUCCUCGCGAUACAUCUUUCCAGGUCAAUCUACGAUGCCAGCCAUACCUCCAUGAAGAACUCGGCCAAAGUGGUAUUCCCGGAACAGCUGCCGAUGGGAGGACUGCUGUCAAGGAAAAACUACAAGCUGCUGGGAACAGUGACACACAAAGGCAGCCACCACAGCGGGCACUACGAGUCGUUCCGGCGUCAAAACCAAACUCUCCCUUUCGCCACGGCCAACGCGUUCCGCCCUUCGGGGAUUUUCACCAAGUCUGCAGCGCCCAGUCCUGCAGCCACCCCGCAGAUCCGCGCCGUCCAGCCAUCUGGUCAUCCCAGUCCUGCGGCGUCAACCCCAGAUUUGAGCUAUUCUGCAAUGCGCAAUGGCUUGCACGGGGCCCCGGAUUCACCAACGGUGAACAGGGAAUCAACUGAUACAAACAUCCCACGCUCGGCUCCCAGUAUGGGAAAUGGCCUCCCUGGCUCGAAUGCUUCUCCCCCUGGGAAGGAGCGCGACCCAGACGCCAUCAGUCUCAGGUCCGUUGCCGCGUCAGCCAAGUCGACCGUCUCGAGACUCUCCAACUCGGUCAGACACAGCCGGUCGAAUAGCCCCGCCGGCCUGGGACGGAAGGAAUCGCCGUCCCUCCUCAACGGCACCACAGCAGCUCCCUCGGCUAACAACGAUUCGGACAAGGCUACAGCUGGGUCGGUAGUUUCCAAGUCUCUUGGGCGGAAACGCAAGCACGGCGAUCGGUGGUGGCGCAUCAGCGACGAGAAGAUCAAGGAAGCCAAGACGAACGAUGUUCUGGGGAUGCAGCGGGAGGUCUACCUCUUGUUCUACGAGCUCGAACGAGAAGGAGCGCCGGAGUCCUAG
Microdochium trichocladiopsis is the source of this 2013-nucleotide messenger RNA. RefSeq lists its product as uncharacterized. The record is from RefSeq and is a predicted model, not a curated record. Lineage: Eukaryota; Fungi; Ascomycota; Sordariomycetes; Xylariales; Microdochiaceae. The transcript has a single exon. Gene Ontology annotation, cellular component: cytosol; nucleus. The coding region runs from base 1 to 2013 and encodes 670 amino acids. Gene Ontology annotation, biological process: protein deubiquitination. Gene Ontology annotation, molecular function: cysteine-type deubiquitinase activity; cysteine-type endopeptidase activity.